CACUAGACUGCCAGGAUGGAGGAACACAUCUCAGUGCCGUCACAGCUUGCAGCGCAGAGUUCUGAACGCGUGGGAGACGCAGCCCAGCAGCGCAGUGCUUUGUUUACACAAUUGCUUUACUCCAUCCAACAAGGUCAGGAACGUUCCUUCUCUGGGGUCUGUAAAAGUCCGCAUUUGAUCUGUGGGUGAUUUGUGGAAAAAGCAUAUUUUGUUUUUAAGAUAAAUUAUUUUUCUUGCUGCCAGCACAUGAACUCUGCUAUUGAAUGAUUCAGCCUGAAUUCAUAUCCCAUUGACAGUUAACAAGAUGAAGAAUAUUUUUUUAGAUGUGCUAACUGCAAUAAUCAGCACUCCCAGUAAGAUUAAAUCUUACAUGGAAGAACUUUUUGGUGGGCACCGCAAGGCCCGAUGCCGAAGGCACUGAAUCUCAUCCCACAGCCUGACUCUCAAGCUGAUGCCCUCCCCCCAUGCAGCAGUUGGUGUCCAAACUGUGAGACUGUUUCCAGUCAGGGCGGUGCGGCGGCGCGGCGGCCCGCGGCCCUCGGCGGCGGCCACAGCGCUGCCCGCCUGGCGGCUGUGCUGCGAGGGCGGCCGGCAGCGCUGGCGCUACCUGGGCGACGGCGACGAGGGCGAGGCGGGCGGCGAGCGGCGGGCGCAGACGGCGCUGGAGGAGCACAGCCUCGGCCUGGACACGGGCGAGGCGCUGCCGCCGUUGCCGGCGGCCGGCACGGCCCGGGAGGCUGCCCGCAAGGGCAUGGGGUUCUAUGCCGCCCUGCAGGCCGAGGAUGGGCACUGGGCGGGUGACUACGGCGGGCCCCUCUUCCUCCUGCCAGGUCUCCUCAUCACCUGCCACACUGUCAAGAUCCAGCUGCCGGAGGGGUUUCGGAAAGAGAUGGUGCGCUACCUGCGCUCUGUGCAGCUCCCAGACGGAGGCUGGGGCUUGCAUGUGGAAGACAAAUCGACGGUGUUUGGCACAGCACUCAACUACAUAGCCCUGAGGAUCCUGGGGCUUGGACCAGAUGACCCUGACAUUGUGCGGGCCCGUGUCAACCUGCACAGCAAAGGAGGUGCUGUGGGAAUCCCUUCCUGGGGGAAGUUUUGGCUGGCUGUCUUGAACGUUUACAGCUGGGAGGGAAUGAACACGCUUCUUCCAGAGAUGUGGCUGCUUCCUACGUGGUUCCCAGCCCACCCGUCCCGGCUCUGGUGUCACUGCCGCCAGGUUUACCUCCCCAUGAGCUACUGUUAUGCCAGGCGUCUGUCAGCAGAAGAGGAUGAGCUCAUACGGAGCUUGCGGCAGGAGCUGUACGUGCAAGACUACACCAGCAUAGACUGGCCAGCCCAGAGGAACAAUGUGGCUGCCUGUGAUGUGUACACCCCGCACAGCUGGCUGCUGGGGGUUGCCUAUGCCAUCAUGAAUGUUUACGAAGCCCAUCACAGCACUCACCUGCGGCAGCGAGCCAUCACAGAGUUGUACGACCACAUCAAAGCUGAUGACAGAUUCAGCAAGUGCAUCAGCAUUGGGCCGAUUUCCAAGACGAUCAACAUGCUGGUUCGCUGGUUCGUGGAUGGGAAGAACUCCCCAGCUUUUCAGGAGCAUGUUUCCAGGAUCCCCGAUUAUCUCUGGCUGGGCCUCGAUGGCAUGAAGAUGCAGGGCACAAAUGGAUCCCAGCUCUGGGAUACUGCCUUUGCCAUCCAAGCCUUCUUGGAGGCAGAAGCCCAGAAGAUGCCUGAAUUCACAUCCUGCCUCCAAAAUGCCUACGAGUUCCUCCAGUUCACCCAGAUCCCAGAGAACCCACCCGACUACCAGAAAUAUUAUCGCCAUAUGAACAAGGGUGGAUUCCCCUUCAGCACUCGAGACUGUGGCUGGAUUGUGGCAGACUGCACAGCAGAAGGGCUGAAGUCAGUUAUGCUGCUGCAGGAGAAGUGCCCCUUCAUAGCCAAGCUUGUCCCCCCUGAGCGCCUCUUUGAUGCUGUGAAUGUGUUGCUGAGCAUGAGAAACUCUGAUGGAGGCUUUGCCACAUAUGAAACUAAGCGAGGAGGCCACUUACUGGAGCUGCUGAACCCCUCAGAAGUGUUUGGCGACAUCAUGAUCGACUACACCUACGUGGAGUGCACAUCGGCUGUCAUGCAGGCACUGAGACACUUCCACAACAAGUUCCCUGAGCACAGAGCCCCAGAGAUCAGGGAGACUCUGCAGAAGGGCCUGGACUUCUGUCGCAAGAAGCAGCGAGCUGAUGGGUCAUGGGAAGGGAGCUGGGGGGUUUGUUUCACCUACGGCACCUGGUUUGGUCUGGAGGCGUUUGCCAGUAUGCAGCACACAUACUGUGAUGGGGCUGCAUGCCGAGAGGUGGCCCAGGCCUGCCAGUUCCUCCUCUCCAAGCAGAUGGCAGAUGGUGGGUGGGGAGAGGACUUCGAGUCAUGCGAGCAGCGCACGUAUGUGCAGAGCGCCAUGUCGCAGAUCCACAACACAUGUUGGGCCCUGCUGGGGCUCAUGGCUGUCAGGUACCCCGACACUGAUGUGCUGGAGAGAGGCAUCAAAGUGUUGAUUGACAAGCAGCUGCCCAACGGGGACUGGCCUCAGGAGAAUAUUGCUGGGGUAUUCAACAAGUCGUGUGCCAUCAGUUACACUGCGUACCGCAAUGUCUUCCCCAUCUGGACGCUAGGGCGUUUCUGCCGGCUGCAUCCCAACAGCCCUCUUGCUGGGCAACUGCAAUCUGCAUCCUCAGCUGGGAUGGGGAAGACCAUGCAGGAGGCCUUGUCUGCCUGAAGCCUGGGCCAUUGCAGAUGCUGUGGCCUCUGACUUGUCCUAGAUAUCGGCUGCUGCAUGGGGCCAUGGGGGUGUUUGCUGCAUAGGAUAUCUCAGUGCUGAUCUUAACACAUGGACUGCUGCAUCUGCCAAGGAGGAGUGCUGUUGUGGUGCUGCAGAGUCUCUGCGUUCUGUUGAACCUCUUCUAAAACUCCACUUUUAAAGGUUUUUCCCAGGUAUAUCCUCCCUCACGGGAUGGGGAGUGAAGUGCCUUUUCAGACCUGUUUUGUGAUCUGAGAAGAGAAAGCUGCCAAGCUGUGUUUAUUACACAUCUAGACAGACUCUCAUCAAGGGUGGAGCAAGGCUGCCUUUAUCUUCCCCUUGUGCUGUCCAGGUUGGCUGUCUGCAGCAAGAGUGUGGGAUUUGGGGCCUCCCCUGUGCCCAGCAGAUGGGGUGCACUGCACAAUCCCUGCUGAACUGGCCUCCGUGCUGCACCCUGCCAGGCCCCACCACUGGCUGCCAGCUGCCCUGUGUGAGGGCAGCCGAUCUGAGAAGACCAGCUUUGCUUUGUGUCCACUAGAAACAGAGAAUUUCUGUGUUUUUCACACUGAGAACAGAUGUGCUACUGUUGUGGGGCCAUGACACUCCAUGGGGAAACAGGAAAGAUGGCUGUUCCUUGCCGUGGGGAUGUGUUGAAGUCCUGAAUGCAUCAGCUCGGUGCUAACCUGAACUCCCAAGUCAAGCUCACCAGCAGGAUGGAUUUGAUCAGCUGCAUACAGGCCACCUGGAAAAAAAACAACCAGCCACACACACAAAAGAGAGAACUUCUGAGCAUGGACUGGAAGUCAGGGGUUCAGGACUUACUAGGAGGCCAGAAGACAGCACACAAAGCAGCAGCAGAAAAAAGAAGUAAAGCCAAAGGCAUUUCAUCCCCACCAAAUUCAUCCUGUGACAAGCCCUCCAGCUCCUGUGUUAGAUUCCAAGUGCCGUGCCCACAAGAACCUGAGGAAUGAAGUACCUUCAGCACCACUGAGGUUCCACUCUCCAGGCUAUCCAAUGGGGGCUCAAGUUGCUCUCCAGGCCAUUCAUUUCUGCUCUUUUAGUGAAAAGCCUCCAGAACAUGCAAUGAGAAAGGAUCAGCAGUUACCCCACAAACCAGGACAGGAGUGCGCAUGUGCAGACCCAUUGUAAAAUGAAGAGUGAGAGUCAGAAGAGAGACUCCACUGAGAGGCCACUAACAGUUGAAAGCUCUAGGGCAGCAAAAGGCAGGACUUCCACCACCGUGUACACGUGUUUGGUUUGAGGCAGGACACAGAGGGUACACAGGCCCUUCGCAGCAUCUAUCAUCAAGCAAGGGACUUCGAUAUCAACAGCGCUUGCCAGGAGCAGCAUCCCCUCUUUUGUACCCAGCAGUGCUUUGCUUCCUAACUAAGCAGAAAAGAAAGUUGGAAACAAUGUCUGAGAUCAGGCCAGCUCUAAAAAAGAGUCCAAUGGGAAUGCCUCAUGAUGGAAAAUGCUCUGAGGAAUAACCAUGAGAAAACACUUGCUCCAAAACCUUGUCCAAAUGUCUAUGUUACCCUUGUUUCUGACAGGGGACAAGGAGUGACAAGAAAGGGAGUGAUGCAUCUCAAACCACACACUACCAGCAAGAGAAAGGCUUCAAGUGAAACUUAAGACCCCAGGAGCCACAGAAGGAACGUAUGGACUUGGGAGGAAACAGAGCCUCUCUGUUUACCCAAGGAGAGCGGGGAAGAGCACGCACAGGGACGAGGAAGUGCCCCAGCUCAUUCACAGGGAAGGGAAAACAGGUGUCCACUGCACAGGAGUGUAAAAUAAUAUUUAAAAACCCACAGAUGCAGAGAAAGACAAAGAGGAAGAAAUACUGAAGUGCAUCAAGCCCUCAUAGAUAAGAGGCAUAAUCAGGAGCAGAGUAAGCCACAGAAGAGGGCACAGCAGCUGAAGUCUCACAGGCCUGGACAAAUACAUGGAAAGUAUUUUCUAAGUCCCAGAAAAAAUACAUGAUGGUGAUGGUACCAGGAAAUGUACAGUAGAGGAAAAAGCAAAACAAGCAAUGUGAUGAUAACAAAGAUUUACUAAAAAGCAGGAAUCUUCCACCAGCAUUUUCCCUCCCCAUUCCAGCACCUGUCCUGAGAUAUCCUGGCAGACACCACACGGCUGGAGCUGUGGCUGUGUGAGGUUGUCUCUGGACACUGGACAAGGCUUUUACCUGGUUGUGUAUAAAAGCUUUCAGGCAUCA
This is a messenger RNA of Harpia harpyja (harpy eagle), 5000 nucleotides long. RefSeq names its product lanosterol synthase (gene LSS). Lineage: Eukaryota; Metazoa; Chordata; Aves; Accipitriformes; Accipitridae. The record is from RefSeq and is a predicted model, not a curated record. The coding region runs from base 452 to 2764 and encodes 770 amino acids. Gene Ontology annotation, biological process: triterpenoid biosynthetic process; cholesterol biosynthetic process. Gene Ontology annotation, molecular function: lanosterol synthase activity. The transcript has 23 exons. Gene Ontology annotation, cellular component: lipid droplet.